Molecule: messenger RNA, 1173 nt
Organism: Drosophila busckii
Lineage: Eukaryota; Metazoa; Arthropoda; Insecta; Diptera; Drosophilidae
Product: GPALPP motifs-containing protein 1
Exons: 3
Coding region: 93-1109 (338 amino acids)
Source: RefSeq, a predicted model, not a curated record
GCGUCCAGUAACCAGGUCGCAGGCAAGUUUGCAGUUUAGAUCCAUUACCAAAUACACGAGAGCACGAAUUGACAGAAUCACCGAAACAAAUCAUGUCCAGCGAUUCCAGCAGCAGCUCCUGCUCGAGCUCAGAGAAUGACAGACGCAAGCGACGACACAAGAAACAUAAAAAGUCGGCAGAUAAAAAGCCAAAGAAAUCCAAGAAACACAAGCGUGAAAAGCGCCACAAAGAGGCAAAGCGUUCCAGGCAGGAUGAGCCGCAGCCUUUGCCACAGGCACAACCUCAACAGUUAAUGCCCGUGACUGUGCAUGAUUCUGCUGACAAUGCUGAUGCUUUUGGACCUGCAUUACCACCACAUCUGCUCAAACAAGCUCAAAAUGAUACAACACCAGCAGCAUUAAUAGGUCCCAUUAUCCCAAGUGAGCUAAUUAAAGCGACUGAAACUACUAUUAAGGAUAACUCUGACAGUGAGGAAGAUUUAGCUGGCAACUUUGGACCGCUGCCGCAUGCCACGCACGUACAGCUUGAGGAGAGAGCGCUCGCCAUGAAAUUAGCUGCUUUAGAUGGCGCUGGAUUGGGCUCAACUGGCACAGAGCAAGAUGUACGUGAAGAAUGGAUGCUUGAGCUGCCUGAAGUGGGGCUUAAAGGUGGCUUGGCAGCGCUCAAUAAUAUGAAGCGUACGUUUUAUCAAGGCAAAGAGCGUCCUGAUUUUAGCGAUCGCAGCUCCUGGACCAAGACCCCACAAAGUGCAGCAGCAGCAGCGGCUGCUGGUCCGAAGCCUUGCAGUUCAAAAGACUUGGAACAAAGCGCACAGGCAAGGUAUGAGCGUCAACGUGAUGAGGAACAAGAGCUCAUGGCCAAAAAACAUAAAAAGAAACAUAAGCGUGAGGAAUCGCUGGUGGAUAUACAUCAGAAGAAAUUGCGCAAAGAACAGCGGCAAAGGGAAAAGGAACUUAAAGCAGCAGGUGCAAAGGCUGAACGCCGUCCUUUUAGCCGCGAUGUGGACCUGAAGCUUAAUAAAAUCGAUUCAAAUCAAACAAAACAAAUUGUGGACAAGGCUAAAAUACUAAACACAAAAUUUUCUAGCGGACAUGCCAAGUAUCUCUAAGCAAUAUCUUUAAUCUUAAUAAAUAGUAGUAUAAUAAAAAAAAUGUAUGCAAGUCCAAUCUCAA